GACAUCAUUCAGAAAGUGAAAGUAAAGUUUAGAUCGCUGGAACUCAAACAGCGAAAAUGGCUUCACUAUCGGAAGAUGAUUAUUUUUGUCCUGUGUGCUGUGAAAUCUUCAAGGAUCCUGUUGUUUUAUCAUGUAGUCACAGUGUAUGUAAAGAGUGUCUUCAACAGUUCUGGAGAACCAAGGAAACUCAGGAGUGUCCUGUCUGCAGGAGAAGAUCCUCAAAUGAUCAUCCUCCAUGUAAUUUUGCGUUAAAAAACUUGUGUGAGUCGCUCCCGAAGAAGAGAAAAGAGAGCCAUUCAUCAGAGUCUGAGGAGCUCUGCAGUUUACACAGUGAGAAACUCAAACUCUUCUGUCUGGAGGACAAACAGCCGGUGUGUUUAGUGUGCAGAGAUUCACAGAAACACGUCAAUCACACAUUCAGACCCAUCGGUGAAGUUGUUCCAUCAUACAAAGAGGAGCUCAAUACAGCAGUGAAGUCUUUGCAAGAGAAACUUAAACACAAAGAAAAAAUUAAAGGAGAGUUUGAGAAAACAGUUCAACACAUCAAGUCUCAAGCUGAUCACACAGAGCAUCAGAUUAAACAGCAGUUUGAGAAGCUUCAUCAGUUUCUCAGAGAUGAAGAAGAAGCUACAAUCACUGCACUGAGGGAGGAAGAGGAGCAGAAGAAGCAGAUGAUGGAGGAGAAGCUGGAGGAGAUCAACAGUCUCAUCUCAGCUGUUUCAUACUCGAUCAAAGACAUGGAGGAGAUGAUGAAAGCCAGUGACGUCUGCUUUCUGAAGAAGUUUCCAGUCUCAAUGGAAAGAGCCCAGAUCUCAUCACAGCCGGAUCCACAGACACCUUCUGGAGUUUUGAUUGAUGUGCCGCGUUACUUGGGCAACCUGCCCUUCAGAGUCUGGAAGAAGAUGCAGAACACCAUCCAGAACACUCCUGUGAUUCUGGAUCCAAACACUGCAAAUCCAGAUCUCAUCCUGUCUGAUGAUCUGACCAGUGUGAGAUACAGCGAGGAAAAACAGCCCCUUCCUGAUAAUCCAGAGAGAUUUGAUGAGUGUCUUUGUGUCCUGGCUUCAGAGGGUUUUAACUCAGGAACACACUGCUGGGAUGUGGAGGUUAAGGAGAGCUCACACUGGAGUGUUGGAGUAUCUGCAGCAUCAAACCAGAGGAAGGGAGAUGAAUACUUUAGCACUGAUGUCUGGAGUGUGCGGUAUGAUCAGUAUGGACUGUCUGAAAGGUUUGGUUUUCCUGUUAAACAGAAGCUUGAGUGUGUGAGAGUUCGUCUGGACUAUGACAGAGGAACAGUGUCAUUCUCUGAUCCUGUAACUAACACACAUCUACACACAUUCACAACCACCUUCACUGACACUGUCUUGCCAUUGUUUCGUAAUCUUGAUGAAAAAACCUAUCUGAGGAUUUUACCAGUUAAAGACUAACAACAGAAAAUCACUGUUGAAUCUGCUAAUAAAUCAAUUACAAAGAUAGAUCAAUAUAAUAUACAAGAUAAGAAUAAGAUAUAAAAAUCUUACAUAUUUAUUCUGUGGAAUCAGAAAUGUAUGUAGUUAAUAGUACAAACUGGCCAGUACAAACAUAAGUUUGAUAUUCAAAUGGAUAAAUAUGAAUGUUCUCAGCCUGAAUGAAGAUUAUAAAGGUCAUUGAUGAAAGACUGAGAUACGACAGGUGAUGAACAUCUGAACAGCACAGAGUGUUUUGUGGUCGUACAUUCACCUUCAUCAUGAUGUGGAUCAGUUUAUAUAUGCUGUGUGGAAACAUUGUGAAAAUUGUGGCUAACUCAAAAGCUGCAUCAGUAAAAAAGGAUAAUGAUCUUUUUUAACUUAUUUGAUCCAACUUAUCUUAUAAGACGAACGAAUGAGAACACUCCUUCAGAGCUUCUUUUGAACUUUACAGCUUAUUUUGUUUGUUGUAACUUUU
This is a messenger RNA of Sinocyclocheilus anshuiensis, 1923 nucleotides long. RefSeq names its product nuclear factor 7, ovary-like. Gene Ontology annotation, molecular function: zinc ion binding; protein binding. Lineage: Eukaryota; Metazoa; Chordata; Actinopteri; Cypriniformes; Cyprinidae. The coding region runs from base 57 to 1427 and encodes 456 amino acids. The transcript has 6 exons. The record is from RefSeq and is a predicted model, not a curated record.